Messenger RNA from Notolabrus celidotus (New Zealand spotty), 3491 nucleotides. It is a transcript of the gene vwa10.2, whose product is annotated as von Willebrand factor A domain containing 10, tandem duplicate 2. NCBI's taxonomy places the organism in Eukaryota, Metazoa, Chordata, Actinopteri, Labriformes, Labridae. Bases 377 to 3304 code for a protein of 975 amino acids. The transcript is spliced from 19 exons. The record is from RefSeq and is a predicted model, not a curated record.
UGGUCAUGACGGACGUAAGUACAAGAGGAAGGAGUGUGCACACUUGUUUUCAGAUUUCAGAUAACGCAGAGACUUCACACAAUAGUACCUGAGUGCAAACAUGCAGCGCUGACAAACACUGAAGCGCUGCCAAGCACUGAACACUGAGACUGCUGAGUGCACACAGGUGAUUCCACUUGUCAGCUGCUGCCUCGUCACACCUGGUUCACCAGCAGAAGUACCCUCUCUGUUGUUUCCUGGCUGAGGUGAAUCAUUGUUGGAUUACUGGAAGCUGUGGAGGAGAUUGAUAACCAAACAAUCCCCUGAUUGUGUUCCAGUAAGUUUUGGUGUUACCAAGAGCAAAACCAAACACAAGACUUGGCAACUGUCCUCCGUCAUGAUGCACAGGCAGGCAGUCGUGUUCAUGGGGGUGGUGAUCCUCUCCCUGUCAGGCCUCAUCCACAGCUUCCAGCCGCUCUUCACACUCGACGGGAAAUCCACAACUCACCGUGUCAUCACGCAGAUGGCGUUGCUCAGGAAGACAGCCGAGGUCUGCAGAGACAUCGCAGCCACAGAGGGACGAGACUUCAGCCUGACUAUUGACAACAGCCUGACAGCUGACAAAGUGCAGACGGCCUGCUCCUCCUCAGACCCCUCCUCUGCAGUCCUCUCCACCGUCAGGUUCCAAACCUCCAUCGCCAAAGUGUACUUCAGCAACGCCAAAGUGGACGUGAUCUAUGCGCUGAGUGAAAAGUACCACUUUGAUGACGAGAGCUUCGAGGCAGGACGAGAUCUCAUCACAUCAGGUGUCUCUGCCGUGAAGGCCAGCGUCAAACUGGAGAACUUUGUCGCAGGGAGGUGGACUCUCGGACGAGUCUGUCACACCUUACAGGACUUCUACAGCCACAGUAGCUGGGUGGAGCUGGGGAGAACGACCCCUUACAGCUCUCUGAUCAGACCAGACGAGCCUCUUCAGAACCUGGCAGGCCCCACUGUUCCAACCUGCCGAAGCUGUAAAGGGGGAAACUGUACAGACAAUCUUCUGCCUGACCUGCUGCAGCAGGGACUUAUUACUUCUGGCUACUUCAGCAUCUUCUCCUCGAGUAAACCUGCAGGAAAAUGCAGCCAUGGUGGAACUUUUGACCGCACAAGCAGACGUGAUCCAGUCGGGGGAAUCAACAAAGACGUCGUCGGGUCCAGUCAUGGUUUCCUUCACCAAAAAGCAGCUGAUCUGGCUGUGAACGCCACCGUGGAGCUGCUGCAGGACAUCAGGGUGGCUGUGGGAGACAAGAAUUUCCUGCAAUUGAUGGGCCUCUCCCAGUCCUCGGUGCUGUGUUUCGUCAUCGACACGACAGGCAGUAUGGCUGAUGACAUCGCUGAGGCCAAGAGAGUUUCAUUUGAUAUCAUUGACAGGAAGAGAGGAACCCCGCAGGAGCCCUCCGCCUACAUACUGGUACCUUUCAAUGACCCAGAUUUUGGACCGUUGUUGAGGACAACCGAUGCAGACGUCUUCAAAGACAACAUCAACAGGCUGUCUGCAGACGGGGGAGGAGACAUUCCAGAGCUGUGCCUGUCAGGUCUGCAGCUCGCCUUGACUGCUGCUCCACCCUCCUCUGAGAUUUUCGUCUUCACCGACGCUCCGGCCAAAGAUGCUCAUCUGAAAAGCACCAUCACUGCUCUUAUAGAGAGCACCAAGUCUGUGGUCACUUUCAUGUUAACCGACGUCCUGGCCACUCGCCAGCGUCGCAAAAGUCUCCAGGGUGUGAGUCAACGCUUACUGAGCGAAUCAGACGCUCAGCUGUACCGUGACCUCGCCCAGGCCUCUGGAGGUCAGGCCAUCGAGGUCACCAAGUCAGAUCUUUCUCUGGCUACGAGUAUCAUACAGGAUACAUCAGCUGGUGCUGUGGUGACAGUUUUUCAGGUGGUGAGGAAUCCUGGAAGCCCUGCUGAGUUCACAUUCCCUGUUGAUAGCUCUCUAAGGAACAUGACUGCCUACAUUACAGGAACCUCCUCUCUUAAGUUCACUCUCACCAGCUCUUCAGGUGUUUCUCAGAGCUCCAGUCAGUCCAGUGGUCCUCUGGCAUCCGUCACCAGAGCAGGAAACCUUCUUCGGUUAGGCCUCAACACUGAGAAUCAGACAGGAUCUUGGAGAAUCAGUGUUGAUUCUGAUAACCCGUACUCCGUUAAAGUCACAGGUCAAAGUUCAGUGAACUUCAUUUUUAACCUUGUGGAAGCUCACGAAGGAGUCCACGGGGACUUUGAUCUGAAGGAGGGACGUGCGCUUUCAGGUGGUAACGCCAGCCUCCUGGUCUCUGUGACAGGAAGUGACACAGUAAAGGUCACGGAGGUAACUCUGUUCGACAGCUCAAGGUCGACAGAGGUCAACGGAUCGUUACAAUCAUUGGGAAGUGGGAACUUCCUAGUGACGUUCAGGGAAGUCCCAGCCGGUGACUUUGUGGUUCGCAUGAGGGGAGAGGACAGCAGCUCCGGCUCCAGGUCACCGAACAGCUUCCAGAGACAAGCAGCCACGCAGCUCAAGACCUCCAGCAUCUCUGUGACUGUGCAAGCCAACACCACCAACACAGAACCAGGCUCCACCAUCAUCAUCCCUUUUACAGUCGCUGCCACCACCAAUGGUGUCGUCAACGACUCUGCGACCGGGACGUUCACGGUGCGAGCCAACAACGACCGCAGCUACACCUCGACGUCACCCAGCACCGUCACCGUAGCAGAGGGCGGAGGAGGCAAAGCCAACGGCACGGUGACUCUAACCGUACCGGAGGACGCUGCAACGGGGACAGACGUGACGCUCACCAUUGAGGCUGAAAAUGCAGCUGCUACUGACGUCAACUACGCAGUCAUCAGGCUGUCUGUCGCUGCCAAGGUUACAGACGUUACCCGCCCAGUGUGCCAGGUGGUCAUGAUAUUAGACACCUGUCCGUCCUCUUCAUCACUCUGUGCGUCUUCUCAGUGGACAUUCAUCGCCAACCUCACCGACGGCAUCAACGGAACCGGCAUCGACAGCAUCACCAUCCGCCUGGGAAACGGCACCCUGAACACCACCACGGCUACAGGAGCGGGGGGAGAGAACAUCACUGUGGCCUCCUACAGCGCCCCCUGUUGUUCACCGAACGUGGAGCUGACUGUGGUGGACAAAGUGGGGAAUGUGGGGACGUGUGCGGGGCAGGUUAGAGCGCUCACCACGGCUGUGCCUGCAGUGACUCCAGCUGCAGUUAACACAACAUCCUCUAGGGGGCACACUCUGAGCACGUCACACUGUCUCCUGAUCCUGAUCAGUGCGGUGGUUUUCCUCCUCUGGAGGUGAGACAGAUCACUGGAGAUCACCCUGUUAAUGUGAAACUGGAGCGAAUUAAUUCAAAGCCCUCUCAGGAGAAUGUGUGUAUCCAUAAUUAAUAACACCAGGUGUGUUUACGUGUGAGGUUUGAAGAGAAGUCCUGUUCCUUCUGUUUGAAAUAAAAAAGAUUGUUGAUGACAAAUCAUUAUUUUACCAA